Molecule: messenger RNA, 1639 nt
Organism: Dromiciops gliroides (monito del monte)
Lineage: Eukaryota; Metazoa; Chordata; Mammalia; Microbiotheria; Microbiotheriidae
Product: zinc finger protein 501-like
Exons: 4
Coding region: 168-1628 (486 amino acids)
Biological process (GO): negative regulation of transcription by RNA polymerase II; regulation of immune system process; regulation of cytokine production
Source: RefSeq, a predicted model, not a curated record
UCCGUCUUGGGGCCACAGCCCACACAGGUCUUGUUCCAUUGCUGACUGAUGGUGUUGAAAUAGUCGCCGAAGGAGCCCAGGGAGAGGAGGCUGGGAGGGGUCCCUCCUGCUGCUCUGAAGUCUGGCCCAGAAGUACUCUUGUUCCGGUCUGGGUCAGACAAGAAGACAUGGAGUGUGACUCUACAGGCCAGGGCAGGCAGCCCAGGGAAGCAGGGGUGAGUGCCCUACUGCCCCGCCAGUCAUAUCCUCGAAGCCAUCACCCAGUGAGGGAGGGACCUGGGGAACCAGGUCCCCGGGACUCCAUUCCAGGCUGGCAAAAGGGCUCUGGGGCACAGGAGACCCUGAAGGCCAAGGAGCCUGAAGUGUCCCCAAAGGACGAGCAAGAGAAGCCAGUGGUAGUGGAGGAGCUGGCGGAGCAGACCGACCACAAGCAGCCCACACAAGUUUCCCUCCCAGGCCUGGUUCAUCUCAUCAGUGAUGAUGGGGUUCGCUCCACAGCCCUUCUCAUUCGAGGCAAGAUGGUGGCCUCGGCUACCAAGGUUGUGGCUGAGGCUUCUGGGGAGACCCCAGUGGAGGAAGAAGAGGCUGAAGUGGAGACCGAGGAGGCGGAGGAGGAGGAGCCAGGAAGGGAGGGAGAGUCAGAGGCAGCACUGCCUGGCUCUCGGGAAGGCCUCAAGGUCGGAGAGGGCCUGGUGGGGGAUAAGCGAUUCCUGUGCGUGGCCUGUGGCAAACACUUCAAGAGGGCUUGGGAGCUGCUCAGCCACGAGGUUGUCCAUAACUCGGCCCGGCCCUUCCGCUGUGACCUGUGUGACGCGGCCUUCAAGCGUCAUUCUGAUUUCAAAAGCCACAGGCUGGUCCACAGUGAGGAGCGGCCCCACACCUGCGAAGCCUGUGGCAAAGGCUUUAAGAGGGCCAGCAACCUGCAGGAGCACCGCCGCAUCCACAGCGGGGAGCGGCCCUUCCCCUGCCCGGCCUGCCCGAAGCGCUUCAAGUCGCCCUAUGAGCUGCAGCGGCACUCCUCGCAGCACGCCUCGGCGCGGCCCUUCGCCUGCCCGGACUGCGGCAAGGCCUUCGCGGCGGGCCCCGCGCUGCUGCUGCAUCGGCGCCAGCACUGCCAGGACAAGCCCCACGCGUGCAGCGCCUGCGGCAAGCGCUUCACCUACGGCCACAGCCUGCGGGUGCACGAGCGCGUGCACACGGGCGCCCGGCCCUUCGCCUGCCCGCUGUGCGCCAAGGCCUUCAAGCAGUCCAACGCGCUGACCUCGCACCGCCGCGUGCACUCGGGCGAGCGCCCGUACGCGUGCGCCACGUGCGGCAAGGCCUUCAAGCAGUCGUCCUACCUGGCCGUGCACCAGCGCUCGCACACGGGCGAGCGGCCUUACGCCUGCCCCACCUGCGGCAAGGCCUUCGCCCGGGCCUCGCUGCUCGUGCAGCACCGCCGGGUGCACAGCCCGGCGCGUCCCUUCCCCUGCCGCUACUGCCCCAAGCUCUUCAAGGGCCUGGCUUACCGGGCUGUGCACGAGAAGGUGCACACCGGGGACGCGCCCUACAAAUGCCACGUCUGCGGCAAGGGCUUCCCCCACCCCAGCAACCUGCUGCAGCACGGGAAGGUGCACAGUGAUGGCUGAGACCUGGGGGG